UCCCUCUCCUCGAAUCGUAAACGCUUUGACCAUUGGAUUCCCACAGACAAACGGACAGAGAAAGAGAAAGCGGGUAGUGUUCAACGAAGUUGCAUCGAUUUUUCCUUUCAUAUGCAGAGGCAUUGUGGAGGCAACUUCAUUUCUGGGUACCAGAUCCAUUUUUUCUUCAACGGUUUCAUUUUCGCCUCUGAUUCGAUCGCAAACCAGAGACACAAAGGGAGUCUUUAGGCGAUAACCGGGAUGAUUGUUUGUAACCCAGGCACAAUGGGAUGAAUUAUGAUGCAACAGACGAAGGAACCUUAAAGCUGUGGCAUUUUGAGGUCCUCAUUGGAAUGUUGCAGUGAAAAGUGUAGGAAAUAAUUACACUAGUGGGCAAAAGCAUAGGGUGGAGUAGAACUUACGUGAUUCUCUUAGCCCACCCCCACUAAAUCAUCAAAAGGUGAAGAGGUGCCGUUCUUGGUUUGCAUGCAAGUCCCUUGAAAAUCCAGCAGGCUAGUCAUUGUUAAUAUGGUUCUAUAGGUUGUCAAUUGUUUGAAGGGUGAAGAUGGCCUUCUAUUCUGAGGAUGAAAAAACUGAAGAUUACCUAUUCAAGAUUGUUUUGAUUGGUGAUUCAGCUGUCGGGAAAUCGAAUUUGCUCGCGAGGUUUGCAAGAAAUGAAUUCUAUCCCAAUUCCAAGUCCACUAUAGGGGUAGAGUUCCAAACCCAGAAAAUGGAUAUCAAUGGUAAAGAAAUUAAAGCUCAAAUCUGGGAUACAGCUGGUCAGGAGCGGUUUAGGGCUGUCACAUCUGCAUAUUACCGAGGUGCGGUUGGAGCUCUUCUGGUAUAUGACAUUACUAGACGCCAGACCUUUGACAGCAUUGGCAGAUGGCUUAAUGAGCUUCAGAGUCACUCUGACAUGAAUGUCGUAACAAUACUUGUUGGCAACAAGUCUGAUCUCAAGGAUGCGAGGGAGGUGACAACAGCAGAAGGCAAGGACUUGGCGGAGGCACAGGGUUUAUUUUUCAUGGAAACUUCAGCUCUGGAUUCCUCCAAUGUGGUUGCGGCCUUUCAGACGGUGGUUAAAGAGAUAUUCAAUAUUUUAAGUCGGAAAGUAAUGCUAUCUCAAGAACUCAAGAAGCAGGAUGCUCCAUUGAUGGGGAGUGGAAAGACUGUAGUUUUACAAGGAGACGGAACCCAAGAAGCAGAUACUCGGCCCAAAAAAGCUGGGUGUUGUUCAUCUUGACAUUCAGAAGUUCUACCACUUUUCUUCUUCUCCAAGUGUUAAACUUCUUUACAUUUGUUGUUUUUACUUGUAAGGCAGAUAAUGGCUGAGUAGCUUAUGUAAAUGACCUUUUCUGGGUACUAAAGAAUUACCAUACAAAAUUUGAUUCUCAUUGAAUUC
Tripterygium wilfordii is the source of this 1381-nucleotide messenger RNA. RefSeq names its product ras-related protein RABA5a-like. Gene Ontology annotation, cellular component: endosome. The transcript has 5 exons. Lineage: Eukaryota; Viridiplantae; Streptophyta; Magnoliopsida; Celastrales; Celastraceae. The record is from RefSeq and is a predicted model, not a curated record. The coding region runs from base 545 to 1222 and encodes 225 amino acids. Gene Ontology annotation, molecular function: GTPase activity; GTP binding.